AUGAAUCGUGGACAAGCAGGACCCCGGAUACAUGUUCCAGACGAGUUGCGUGAAGUACUGCUCGAAUUUACUAUAAGUUACCUUCUAGAGCAGCCCGGAGACGUGAUUAAUUAUGCCUCAGAAUAUUUUACGAGAUUAAGAGAGGUCAGAACGACGGCUAUAAUUUUUGAUCAAGCAGGCGAUGCCUCACAAGAAGAACUUUUAUCUCCCGACGAGUCUGUCAUAUCCCGGGACGAAGAACCUUCCAUAACCCGCUUUUCCGGUCGACGCAAAUCGGUGUUCGCCGAAACGUACGAUCCCGAAGAAGAUGACGACGAGGACGGCAACAAAAUCGUCUAUCCGAAAUCGGACGAGCAACGCCAAAGACUGUCGUCCGCCGUCGGCAAUAUUUUGCUCUUCAGAUCGCUGGACAGCGAACAAAUGAACGAAGUAUUGGACGCCAUGUUCGAGAGGAUCGUCAAGAAGGACGAAUUGGUCAUACGGCAAGGAGACGACGGGGAUAAUUUUUACGUUAUUCAAAAUGGAACUUACCACGUUUUGGUCAGCACCGAUAACUCGCCGGAGCCGAAACACAUCCACACCUACGAAGACAGCGGCAGCUUCGGCGAAUUGGCGUUGCUGUACAACAUGCCGCGCGCGGCUACCGUAAAGGCCGUUUCGGAAGGCUCCCUCUGGGCGAUGGACAGACACACGUUUAGGCGUAUCGUUCUCAAAUCGGCGUUCAAAAAGAGGAAGAUGUACGAAACGUUGAUAGAGAGCGUACCGAUGCUCAAGACUUUGCAGCCGUACGAACGCAUGAAUCUUGCCGAUGCGCUUGUUCCCAGAGUGUUCAAAGACGGGGACAGAAUCAUAAAACAGGGCGACGCGGCGGACGGAAUGUAUUUCGUGGAGCAAGGCCAGAUCAUCAUCAGCGUUUUAGACGAUAGCGGCAAAGAGGUGGAGAUAAAUCGUAUCAUCAAGGGCGGCUACUUUGGCGAACUAGCUCUGGUUACACAUCGUCCGAGGGCGGCGUCGGCUUUUUGCGACGGAGACGUUAGAUGCGCAUUUUUGGACGUGGAAGCCUUCGAGAGGUUAUUAGGUCCGUGCAUGGAGAUCAUGAAGCGAAACAUCACCGAUUAUGAAGAACAAAUGCUCAAGAUAUUCGGCUCAAAGCACAACAUCCGGGAUAUCCGAUGA
Psylliodes chrysocephalus is the source of this 1176-nucleotide messenger RNA. The record is from the annotation of a GenBank genome assembly. NCBI's taxonomy places the organism in Eukaryota, Metazoa, Arthropoda, Insecta, Coleoptera, Chrysomelidae.